AACACCAGCGUUUUUAUCUUCAGUGCAUACAGUGUUGAAUGCCGGCGUUGUCAACAGGAGGAGAAAAUGCUGGACCUUGUUAUGAAACGUCCUAUAACGUCAUUUGUUGCACUGUACUUCCUUCAUCUUACAUCGGGAACAGUGGUUUUUCGUCUUGUUCCUGGACCCAACAUGGGGAUUCUACAGAUUCUGCACGGUAAUACAUGGGGAACAUUAUGUACGUCAUACUUUGGCUAUGAAGAACGCAAUGUUGUCUGCAGACAACUCGGAUUCCAUACCACCAACAAUAGGCAAGUGGAUUUCGGUUCACUACCUGGAAGUGCUAAAUACCUGGGACGAUUCAACUGCAAUGGAAAGGAAAAGAAUUUCGACAGCUGUCCAGAUUUUAACUUGACCCGUUGUAAUUACCAGAGCACCCUGGGAUUGCUGUGCCUCAGUGACACAGAGAGCUUGGUAACCCUUGGCAUCCAGAAGACCAGAGACAUCAAUGAGGGAAGUCAGUUGUAUUCUUCAGUGUACUCAAGACAGUCACCCUACGUGUAUGCAUGGACACGAAACGGAAACAUUCAGCAUAAUCAGACAUCUAGUGCGGUCAGAAUGAAGCGCACCGACUCUGGAAACUGGACCUGUACGGUCUACUCAAGAACUGGAAACAAACGCCUUGGAUCAGACUCAGUUAUGGUGACAGUUUUGUACCACCCAUACAGCUUGACCAUGAGGACCAUUUACGCCCAACGAGGAGACACAGUGAAUCUCAGCAGGACCGACAUCAGCCUUCCAACACCACACGUCUUCAGAUGGCGCCAUACAGGUCUGGACUCUGAGUUCGCCGAAUCGACCAAACCACCAGUCAUACCAAAUAUACAGCGGCAUCACUUCGGGGAAUAUAUCCUGGAUGUCACAAAUACGUUUCCCUCAGGGCGUUCAGACUCUGGAAUGGAUCUAAUCAAACUGUAUGUGUCAUACGCCCCCUCCAUCAAAUGCGAAAGGGAGGUAUUAGUGGUGGAAGGUAAGUCUCUCGACUUAGAGUGUGACGUUGAAGCCUACCCAGAUCCACACACCUUGACAUGGUCGCACAGUACAGGAUACAAGAAAGAGGUGUCCAGCAUGACAGAGAAAUACAAUAUUCCUAAGGUCUCACACUCUGAUGGCAGCCUCUACACGUGUGAGGCCAAGAACAACAUCAGCGACCGCGAUGGGAACGUUGACAUUGGCGUUGGAACGUGUACCAUACGGGUCACUGUCCACGACGUCGAAGCUACAACAUUACCAGUUGUUGCUGCCAAUUCACACAAGGGAGGCAACUCUAUGACGACUGUUGUGUAUGUUGUUGGGACGAUCCUUGUCCUAAGUGCUCUUGUUCUUGUCAUUGUUCUCGUGGUGUUGACACUGAAGCGUCUCCAGAUGAAAGGGAAGGGAAAAGAGGACUUGAAGACGCCUCCUCCCAGCCCUGAAAUUCCUCAAGAAGAGCAUGCCUAUGAAGGACUGACUAUUCGCUGAGGUGUGACGGAAUGCCCCGGGCAGCAUUGCAAG
Messenger RNA from Haliotis rubra (blacklip abalone), 1533 nucleotides. RefSeq lists its product as uncharacterized. Gene Ontology annotation, molecular function: cell adhesion molecule binding. The transcript is spliced from 11 exons. The record is from RefSeq and is a predicted model, not a curated record. Bases 67 to 1500 code for a protein of 477 amino acids. Gene Ontology annotation, biological process: cell-cell adhesion. NCBI's taxonomy places the organism in Eukaryota, Metazoa, Mollusca, Gastropoda, Lepetellida, Haliotidae. Gene Ontology annotation, cellular component: cell-cell junction; membrane.